Messenger RNA from Abrus precatorius (Indian licorice), 2868 nucleotides. Its product is annotated as WD repeat-containing protein 44-like. Lineage: Eukaryota; Viridiplantae; Streptophyta; Magnoliopsida; Fabales; Fabaceae. The record is from RefSeq and is a predicted model, not a curated record. The transcript is spliced from 7 exons. Bases 1 to 2868 code for a protein of 955 amino acids. Gene Ontology annotation, molecular function: protein binding.
AUGGAACGCCGGAAAACGCUGACCAUGAGCUGGGACGGCCUUGGCGACGUUGACGACGACGACGCCUUCUUUGAGUCCUACAACCGCCUCUCCACGGCCGUUCCCCACGACCUCGCUUCUUCCUCCGAAGAUGAAGAUGAAGAUUUCGACGACCCUCGAUUGUCCUUUGCCUCAGCCAUUUCCUCUGCUCAAUCUCGAAAACCUAGAGCCACUCCACAGACCGAUCCAGCUCCAGAUUACGGGAUAUGGAUGGCAGCCCCUGCUUCAAUCAGCGAAAGAAGAAAGCGAUUGCUCCAUGGCAUGGGCCUCGACGACAACAAAGAGUUCUUGAAGGCCACCAGCAUCAAGCUCAAUCACGCAAUCUCAAGAAAGUUUGAACAAGAACAGGACAAUCCUGUUUCUUUAAAUUCAACAAAGACAUCAAAGCUUCCUCCCACCACUGUUACUGUUACUACUUGUAAUUCCUCCUCUAUUACUGAGGAGAAAAGAACAGAGCCAACAGAGCGCACCUCUGUUCCUCUGGGUUUGGUUCGGUCGCGUUCUGAGAGCGACAUGGAUUCGUUCUCCGUUGAAAAGUUCAGGAAAGAAGAGUUGAUCGGCAAGGCGUCGAAGCAGCGCCUCAUGAGGACUGCCACUGACAUAGCCUUUCCUCGGAAGGUUGCUAAUAAUGCUGAUGGAAACAGAGUGGGGGUGAGGGAUUCUGAUGAAACAGGACGAUCCAAGCGUAAAUUGGAGGAAUCAGGAGUACGAGCGUUCUUCUUGAUAAAGAAUUUGGAUACUGGAAAAGAGUUUAUUGUGAACGAGUAUGGUGAAAAUGGGACGUGGAAUAGGUUGAGUGACUUGCAAACUGGGAAGCAAUUAACGAUGGAGGAGUUUGAGAAGACAGUGGGGCAAUCGCGCGUGGUGAAUGAGCUGAUGAGGCGUGCGAACGUUGGAAGGAACGAGGGUUACUCGAGGAAAUUGUCGUCGAGUUCGUAUAUUUCGAGGAGUUUGAGGAUGAGCAAGAGGAGAGGUGCUGCAUUGUUGAAGAACAUAAAGGGUGUGGCCAGUGGCUUCAUUGGGGAGAGAGAAAGGGAAGCGGUGCAUGUGCAGGCGCAAGUGACGGAGGCAAAGAAUCAAUGGGUGAAAGUUCGGCAAAGUGGCAAGUCACACAAAGAACUCUCAGCGUUGCAUCUUUGUCAAGAGCUUCUGGCUCAUGAAGGAUGCAUUUGGACCAUUAGGUUUAGCUUAGAUGGUCGUUUUUUGGCGAGUGGUGGAGAGGACAAUGUCAUUCACGUUUGGGAAGUUCAAGAAUGUGAGGUCAUGUCUCUGAGGCCUGACGAGGGAAAUCUCACUCCCCUUCAUCCCUCACUGCUCUCUUCCGUUGACCGAAAUGCCCAAACAGAGCCUUCUUCUUCACCUUCUUGGAGUCAGAAGAAGAAGAAAGGCAAAUUUGGAAGCAAAAGAGGGAGCCUCAUUCCAGAAUAUGUUCAUGUUCCCGACACUGUUUUCUCCCUUUCUGAGAAGCCACAUUGCUCUUUUCGAGGACAUUCGGAUGAUGUUUUGGAUUUGUCUUGGUCUAAAUCUCAGUUGCUUCUCUCGUCUUCGAUGGAUAAAACAGUGAGAUUAUGGGAUUUGGAAACCAAGACUUGUUUGAAGAUGUUUGCUCAUAAUGACUAUGUAACCUGCAUACAAUUUAAUCCUAUCGACAAUGAUUAUUUCAUAAGUGGUUCACUUGAUGCUAAGGUCAGAAUAUGGAACAUCCCUGAACGCCAUGUUGUGGAUUGGACUGAUAUCCAUGAAAUGGUUACUGCUGUCUGUUAUACCCCUGAUGGUCAAAGUGCUUUUGUUGGUACACAUAAAGGGAGUUGUCGUACCUAUAGCACAGAAGAUUGCACAUUAAGUCAAACAGGCACUAUUGAGCUUCGACGCAAGAAGAAAUCUCAACUAAGAAAGGUCACUGGUUUUCAGUUUAACCCAAGUAAACCAUCAGAGGUGCUCGUUACUUCAGCUGAUUCAAGGAUCAGAAUUUUGGAUGGUUCAGAAGUCAUUCACAAGUUUAGAGGUUUUAAAAAUGCCAACAGCCAAAUUGCAGCUUCAUUUAGUCCGAAUGGGAGAUACAUUAUUAGUGCAAGUGAAGAUUCUCAAGUAUAUGUCUGGAAACAUGAAGAGCAUGGAAGCGCAAGCAUUGGGAAAGGUAGAAAUAUUAUUGUAACCCGAUCUCACGAGCACUUCCAAUGUAAAGAUGUUUCAAUAGCAAUAGCAUGGCCCUGGACCAAAAGGGGUGAUCCCCUACCAAUGCCAAUGAAUAAAUCUAAAAGGCAUUCAAAACAUUCUCAGGCAUCUUCUAGUUUUAGAGAAGACACCACUUUUGGAACAAACAGUAAGAGAAUGUUUCCACCUCUUCCCAAGAAGAGUAAUAACCAUACAACAGAAAAUAACACUUCUUCCCCAAAGGAAGAUCUUGCAGCAAUUUCACGCACAGAAUCUGGAUUAGGUUAUUCAUUUUCAAAUAGUAAGAGAAUGAUGCCACCACCUCCGGUGAAAACUAACUGCCACUCCACAGAAGAAGAAGACCAUGAUGCAAUUUCGCGCACAGAUUCAGGAAUUGGAGAUUCAUUUAGUUCAAGCUCAUCAUCAUCAGUUAGGUGUGGUGAUUCACCUUCAAUAUCUGAUGCUGCCACUUCAUCAUGGUCUUCUUCUUAUUCAUUAUCCGAAAUUAACCAUGGUUCCUCAACAAUACAUCCUUCAGCAUGGGGCUUGGUAAUUGUGACAGCUGGGUAUGGAGGUGAAAUCAAAUGUUAUCAAAAUUUUGGGUUACCCAGAAGGUUGGGUCGGCAACCCCAUCUUUUUGGAGGUUAUAACAGUUUCUCUCAUGGUAACACCUAG